AUCAAUGUUAUCAUGUAGAAAUAUUUCAAAUUCACAUCAUCAUUGCGGCCAAAGUCAAUCAUCAUCAACGACUGCGAAGCAUCAACGACGACCAAAUUCUCAUUGGACAAUGUUAUCAUCAUCAUCAGUCAUCAUUUUGGCCAUCAUUGUUUCAUUGAUGAUGAAUUGCAGUGUUAAUGGUGGACUAGUCCAUGGACAACAUGAAACCAAAAAAGAAUGGUCUUCAUCAACCUCGACAACGAUACGGCCAAGAUAUCAUACUUUAUAUGCAUGUGAAGGCAAUUCAUUGGAGAUACAAUGUGAACAAGGCACACAUAUUAAUCUGAUACGAGCAAAUUUCGGCCGUUUUUCCAUCUCUGUCUGCAAUGAACAGGGAAAUGUUGAUUGGAGUGUCAACUGUAUGGCGCAUCGUUCAUUUAGAGUCAUCCAAGAAAGGUGUGCUGGUCGUUCCAAUUGUAAAAUAGAGGCAACCGUGGCAACAUUCAAUGAGGACGCCUGUCCUCGUGUACAUAAAUACCUAGAAGUACAUUUUAAUUGUACUAAACCAAGAUCAUUGUUGCCCGGAAGUGUUCAACAACAACAACAACAAUCAGUCAAUCACACCAUUAAUAUUGAUUCUGACAAUCACAGUGACGGAACUGUCAGUCAUGAUCAAAACAAUCAUCCAUCUAAUCAUCAUAAUCAUCACCAUCAUCAAGUAUCAUUUCCACCGGUCGUAUUAUUUCCGGAGCCAAUGCCGCCAUCUAAUGGGAUUGGAUCAACAUCCACGGCAUUACCACCACAUAUUGAUCUAACAUCACAGGAUAUAAAAGAUCAAGAAGAAGCGGUGGAAAAGGCACCAUUAUCGAUUGUCGAUGAACCUGGUCCAAUACAGGUAAAACCGCCAAAACCAAUUGAUUUGUCCGAAGAUUCAUCACAAUCAAUGGACCAAGAUGAUAGUAAUGAUUAUGAUUUGCCGCCAAUCAUUAAAAAUGAAUCAGAUGACGACCCAUCUAAUGAUACUCCAUAUAAUCGUGGAUCAUCAUCAUCCACAAUUGUUUCGCCACCACCACCACCACCACCACCAUCAUCAUCAUCGAAUGCUAUUGUUAAACAACAUCCAUUUAAUAAUGCCGCUCAUUAUCCACAAACACCACAACCAUCGUCUUUCCCAUCGUUGUCCGGCCAACAGGCACCAACAGCGAAGCCACCAAAGCCGGAUAAUUAUGAUCCACCUUAUUCGGAAAAUGAUCCAUCUUACACAUCACAACCGGACGAAGUGUUAUUGGUACCAGUUCCAGUGCCAGUGCCUUCUAUCGAUUUAGUUUAUGAUUAUUGUCGACCAAUGUAUGCUAAAAAUCUUAAUUGGAAUUGGACAAUGGCCGGUAAUGUUUUGCGACAAGCUUGUCCAGUUGGUGCCAAAGGUAUAGCACGAUGGUCAUGUAUAAUCGAAAACGGUGAACCAACAUGGACACCACAUCUGCCAGAUAUGUCUAAUUGUUCCUCACUAUGGAUCGCUCAUCUAUUGGAUCGACUUCGUUCACAAGAAUCAAUAUUUUCAUUGGCCGAAGAAUUGGCCAAAGGAGCUAAAGGGAAAAUUUUAUAUAGUGGUGAUCUAAUCAGUGCUGCCGAUAUUAUCAAACAAUUGGUGAUACGAUUGGAAACAAAAUUGGAAGAAAGUAAAGAUGACCAGGACAGGCGUGCUCAUUUGAUUAAAGAAUUGCUAAACUCUGUCCUGAAUGUUGCCAGUAAUCUCUUGGAAGAGAUACAAAUGGAAUCCUGGCAUGAACUGAAUCCACAUGAUCAACGCUUGGCCAUUCGUACAAUGAUUCGUGCAAUGGAACGUGUCGCUGAACUUUUAGCUGAUGUACGAUCACAACCGAAUUAUAAUUUUGUCCGUACACAUAAUAAUAUCUUGGUCUCUGUCCAUGUUCAUGCACUUGCAUCAUUGGAAAAUGGAAUGCAUCUUCCAUUUGUUCUAUCUCAAUAUGAUUCAUCGGUGCCAUCGAUGUCGGAUUCAACAUCAAAUGAAGUUUCUGUUCACUUACCAUAUGAUGUACUACUUCAACAUGCUAAUGACCAAGGACAAGUAAAAGUCAUCUUUUUAAUGUAUCGACGAUUGUCAAAUUUACUGAAAGUUCGAGCACCAAACACCUACCAUGAUUAUCCGGUUCAUCUGCAGCCAUAUGCUUAUAAACAAUUUUCCGAACGAAAUGAUUUCGAAUAUCCAAUCUAUCAAUAUCAACGUCAUCAUCAUAACAAUGGAAUGUAUCGAUCAAUGCAACAAUCAUCGAUCAAUACAAUUAUUAAUUCUGAUAUUGUUGGCCUAAUAUUGGCCACUGAUUUACAACAUUCAUCAUAUGAUCGAUUACCGGUACCAUUGAAUGGAAUGGUUGAAUUUACAUUUCGCCAUUUACAAACGGAAAAUGUAACAAAUGGUCGUUGUGCAUACUGGGACAUGAAACGUAUCGACGAAGACACAUUUGGUGAUUGGUCUACUGCUGGUUGUGAAACACUUUCAUCCAAUCGUACACAUACAGUUUGUCGUUGUAAUCAUCUGACCAAUUUUGCUGUUUUGAUGGACAUAACGAAUGCGCAAACGAUGGAUGCAAAUGAUGAAUAUGCUUUACGAAUGAUUACAAGGAUCGGUUGUUCCAUUUCUAUCAUAGCAUUGGCAAUCACAUUGCUUACUUUAUCAGUUUACAGAAGUCUAAGUUCGAUUCGAAAUUCUAUUCAUAAACACCUUUGCGCUUGUCUUUUGGUCGCUGAAGUUAUAUUCUUAUUGGGAAUCGAUGAAACUCGUAUUAAAUUGGUUUGCGGAUUGAUUGCCAUCGCAUUACAUUAUUUCUUUUUGGCUUCAUUCCUGUGGAUGUUUUUCGAAGGUCUACAAUUGUACACAAUGUUGGUACAAGUAUUUGAACAUGGUGGUCGCAAUCGUAUGACCAUAUAUUCAUUGGUUGCAUAUGGUUCACCAGCAUUAUUGGUCAUUGUUGCUGCAUUGGUUGAUCCAUUAUCAUAUGGAACAUCACAACAUUGUUGGCUAAGAACAGAUAAUCAUUUCAUAUGGAGCUUUCUGGGACCAGCACUGGCUAUUCUAUUGGCUAAUGCAUUAUUCCUGACAUUGGCCAUCAGUGUCAUGUGUCGACAUGUUCCGAAUUCAAUCAUAACAUCCACGACAUUUGCAACCGUUCAACAGAAACAUCACCAUCACCAUCAGCAGCAGCAGCAACAACAACAACAUCAUCAUCAGCAACAGCAACAACAGCAACAUUUAAAAGUCUAUCCAUCGACAUUGACACCAUCACCAUCGUAUUCGAUCACGGAACACAGUAAAAUGCAUUCGAUCAAAAUUUGGAUACGUACAUCGAUUUCAUUGUUGGUCAUGCUAGGAUUAACUUGGUCGAUUGGUGUUUUCUAUCUAGCACGUCCAACGUUUACAAUGGCUUUCAUAUUCACAUUGUUCAAUUCAUUGCAAGGAUUAUUGAUAUUUAUUUUUUGUUGCAUUUUGAAUGAAAAAGUUCGUGCAGAAUAUCGUAAUAGUCUGGCACGCAGCUGUCGCCGUUGUUUCUUUCUUCGAUCAAUCGAUACGACUUCGAUGGCAUUCGGUGCGAAAAGUUGUUCGGAUUCUACACGUUCCACUUCAUUACGUGAUUCACACCAUUUGAUGAUGAACGGCGGUUCAACACACGGUCAUCAUUUAUCGCAACAGCAUUUAUACAUGCAACAACCGGCUGCUUCCUUUUUAGGUUCAAGAAAUGCUGUACCACGAACUUCAUUGUUGUAUUUGAAUGAAUUACUGGGGAAAACUAGCGAACCACCAACGGUAGCGAAUUCACCAACAACUGAUCAACCAUUGAUACCAAGUCAAAUGAUGCAUUCGACCCCAUCGAUUCAUCAAUUUCAAUGUCCACCAAAUAAUCUACAAACAGACAAUCAACAAACAACAAUCCAACAACAACAACAACAACAACAGCAGCAGCAGCAGCAACAACAACAACAACAACAACAUUUCAGCCAUAGUCGUCUUAGUCAGGCAUUGUCCAGUAUCAGUCAGAUAACCAUGCAAGAUGACGCAUCUUCAUCCGAUUACGGUUGUCGUCGUCUUACGCAGAUGAUUGAACAUAUUUAUGAAUGUAUUGAUGAUGACCCUUAUGUUGCUAAAUUAUUAUUGCCGGCUAUCCAACGAUCAUUGGAUAAUCAUCAGGCACGUGCUCAUCUUUGUCAGGAUGGACAACAAAAUGGUGGAAAUCGUGGACUUACGCCGGCACUGUUGGCCACAUUAAAUCGUGCAUCACAACGAAAUCUAACGCAGAUGCGCUUACAACCGAAUAGUAGUUAUCUAUCGUCGGGUAACCAUCAUUCACAUCAUACUAUUGGACAUGGAAAUAUUGGUGGCCUUCAUUUACCGGCUAUUGUUCGCGAUAAUACGGCCAUGAAUGGAAAAUCAUCAUCGAUUCAAAAUGGAUGUUCAGCGCAACAACAAACUGUAGCAUUAUUGGACGGUGAUCAAGUUCGUUGCUGUACAUUGAAUGACCAUAAACUUUGUGAUCAUCAAUCCGAAAUGAAUGGAACCAACAAUAUUAUUCAGCAAUCUCAACAACUUAUGAAUCAACAACAAAUGAUGAACGUUUUAAAGGGCCAAAACAACAUCACUAAUGGUGGUAAUGGAAAUGGCCAUCAUUUAGCAAGUGAAUGUUGAUGAUGAACUAAUCACUAAACAUUGAUUUUUUUCAUUGACAAAUGUGAUCUUUAUUUAUAUGGAAAAAAUUAUUCCAUUUUCGUGUGUGUGUGUGUGUGUGUGUGUAUGAUAUAUUUGUGAUAUUUUCAUCUCUAAUUUUGUUUUUUUAUCAUAAUCAAGUGAUCGAUUGAUUGAUUGAUUGAUUACCCAUUUAACUUGUACAUACAUUUUGUAAUUGUCUUAUUAUUAUUAUUAUUAUUAUUAUUAUCUUUAUUCAUCACAAUUUUCACAACAAUCACUAAUCAUCACACUUGUUUGUUGGCUUGUUCAAAUUUUUUUUUCUUGAAAUUAACUGUAAAAUAUCCAAUUGUAAUUACAAACAAUACUAAACGCUUAUGAAGAUGAGUAAUAAAUAAUAAAAAUGAAAAAUUUGACCACA
Messenger RNA from Dermatophagoides farinae (American house dust mite), 5096 nucleotides. The record is from RefSeq and is a predicted model, not a curated record. Lineage: Eukaryota; Metazoa; Arthropoda; Arachnida; Sarcoptiformes; Pyroglyphidae.